This is a messenger RNA of Acanthosepion pharaonis, 1341 nucleotides long. Lineage: Eukaryota; Metazoa; Mollusca; Cephalopoda; Sepiida; Sepiidae. The record is from the annotation of a GenBank genome assembly.
AUGUUGGCUGUUAAAUUUAUCUCCAAUUUUCGGGGUCCGGUUUUGAUUUUAAGGGAUUUCAAAAGAAGCAGGGCCUUCGUCAGAUGCAUACACUCUGGUCGGUCGCUUUUUGCUGAAGCUCAGAAACAUGAAUUACGACCACUCUAUCUUGAUGUUCAAGCCACUACCCCAAUGGACCCUCGAGUUCUUGAUGCUAUGCUUCCUCACAUGGUUUCUUAUUUUGGCAACCCUCACUCUCGCACACAUGCCUAUGGAUGGGAGAGUGAAGCAGCAAUGGAAAAUGCCCGACAGCAAGUGGCCUCUUUGAUUGGAGCUGAUGCUAAAGAAAUUAUUUUCACCAGUGGUGCCACAGAAUCAAACAACAUAGCUGUGAAAGGUGUGGCUCGAUUUUACAAAUCAAGGAAGAAGCAUAUCAUUACAACACAAACAGAACACAAGUGUGUACUGGAUUCAUGUCGAAUUCUUGAGAUGGAAGGUUUUGAGGUGACUUAUCUCCCCGUGCAAACAAAUGGGUUGGUGGAUUUGGAGGUUCUAGAGAAAUCAAUGCGACCAGAUACGUCUUUGGUAUCAAUCAUGACAGUGAACAAUGAAAUUGGAGUUAAACAGCCAAUCAAAGAAAUUGGUGCUUUAUGUCGAGCCAAGAAGAUAUUCUUUCACACAGAUGCUGCCCAAGCCGUUGGCAAAAUACCAGUGGAUGUGAAUGACCUGAAAAUAGAUUUGAUGUCAAUUAGUGGACACAAAAUUUAUGGACCUAAAGGUAUUGGGGCUUUAUAUGUCCGUCGUCGUCCACGUGUACGACUUGAUCCUCCUCAAAGUGGUGGUGGCCAAGAACGAGGAAUGAGAAGUGGCACUGUUCCCACUCCAUUGGUGGUUGGUUUAGGAGCAGCUUGUGAACUGGCACAAGAAGAGAUGGAGUAUGACCAUAAGAGGAUCACUGGUUUGUCUGAACGUUUGAUAUCAAAGAUCAUGUCAAAUGCAACACAUGUUAUCAGAAAUGGGGACCCUGAAUCUACAUAUCCAGGUUGCGUUAAUUUGUCAUUUGCAUUUGUUGAAGGAGAAAGUUUGCUGAUGGCCCUCAAAGAUGUUGCAUUGUCUUCAGGAAGUGCUUGUACGUCUGCCUCAUUGGAACCGUCUUAUGUUCUACGAGCAAUUGGUGCAGAAGAAGAUUUAGCACAUUCAUCCAUCAGAUUUGGAAUUGGUCGUUUCACAACUGAAGAAGAAAUUGAUUACACAGCGGAAAAGUGCAUAAACCAUGUUAAAUAUCUAAGAGAAAUGAGUCCUCUGUGGGAAAUGGUACAAGAAGGCAUUGAUCUCAAGUCUAUUAAGUGGACUCAGCAUUAA